UUUGACACGUCGAAUCUCGUAUGUUUCUUUCGGGACAAUGUGAAUAUUUUUUUUAUAAUUAUUUUUAUUACAUUUAUUAACUGUAAUAGGCUGUUUUAAAGUGUAAAUCUCGAGCAUGCAAUCAUAAUGUACAGUACCCAUGUUAAUACACCUUUCAGUGAUACACGAUUGCAUUAAAUUUCUUAUUUUUACCUGUCGAUAGAGGUUAAAAACAUCUGGAAUAUUUUUGUGCAAUGUGACUGAUCAAAAUUAAUUGAACAUGCCGAAAUUUAGAAUGCUUCCGCGUACUUCACGGAUCGUGGCAUUAUGCUCCGCUGCAAAUUUUAUAAACGCGGCGGAUCGCGUUAUAAUGCCUAUAGCGAUCGUUCCGAUGACUGAUGAAUUUAAGUGGAAUUUGCACUGGCAAGGCUGGAUACUUUCUGCCUUUGCCUUCGGUUAUUUUACUAGCCAGAUUAUCGGUGCAAGUACGGCUAGUCGUUUUGGAUGUAAAACGGUACUAAUGUUAGCAGUUCUAUUAUGGUCUAUUAGUACAGUUAUAACUCCAAUCUUGGCUCAAUCUGUUCCAUUGCUCAUCAUUUGCCGAGUGGUAUUGGGGCUUGGAGAAGGUCUAGGUUUACCAGUUAUUUUUCACCUGUUUGCACAUAGCGUCCCUGUAGAGGAACGGUCUCGUGCAUUCGGCUAUCUGGUAGCUGCUGGCUCUGUUGGACAAGUAGUUGCCUCUGUUUUGUGCCCACAUUUGAGAUGGCAGACGGGAUUUUAUUUAUUUGGAACAAUUGGUAUUACGUGGACACUUUUGUGGUUGGUAUUGUACCAAGAAACUAAUUCUCAGGAUGAGAUUCCAUUAUUUGUACCUAAGGUAACGCAAAACCGGAGUUUGCGUUGGACCGAAUUUAUUUCCCAUUGGCCCUUGUGGGCACUGUACAUAGCACAUUUUGCGAUGAAUUGGAGUAACUACAUAAUAAUGCAAUGGUUGCCAACUUAUUUAGCAAGGAAUCUUUCUGCUAAUAAAGAAAGUAUUAGUUUGACGGCACUUCCAUAUAUUGUGAACUCUUUAGUUGGUAUUGUUGCUGGACACAGUGCUGAUAAUCUUAUACAAAAAAGAUGGUCCAUUUUAUCUGUAAGAAGGUUAAUGACGAACAUUGGUCUAGUGGGUCCCGGUGCAUUUUUAUUAGCAUUCUGUGCCGUGGACAAUUUACUUGCUGCAGUAAUCUUUGUUUCAAUAUCUAUGGGACUUUGCGCGUGUAAUUCUGCCGGUCACCUUAGCAACCAUGCUGAUAUAGCGCCGAAUCAUGCGGGAAUCACGUUUGCGGUUUCAAAUACAAUUGCUACCAUACCGGGUAUUUUAUGCGGUCCAUUGACGGCGGAGUUAGUGACCGCGUCGCAUGGUCGUUGGAUGCCGGUCUUUGUUUUGGCCGCGGCAAUCAAUUUCACAGGGGCCAUAAUAUACCAAAGUCACAGUUCUGCGCUUCCAGUGUUGUGACAUGCUGUGAUCGAAAGUGAGCUUGCAACUAAUUAUCAACGAAGUCAACGAAGUAACAUGAUCGAUAAAAGCAUGCCGCGUAUACGUACCUUCAAUCGUGUCUAUUACACACGACUUGUUAAGAAGAUUUUAACCCUAUUUGAGGCACGAAUAUGGCACAUUUAUACGUCACACAUUGGUUAGUCGAAGACAUAUCAAAAUAUACUGGGCAUGUGUACUGGAAGAAAAUUUGAUAUUCUUAUUAUUCAGUUUGCAGUUGUUAACGUAACACAGAUCGCUCGUUAUCUGAAUAGUGCCAUAGUUUUGCGCGUACAGUGAAAUUGGUUAAAUGAUUUUAUUACACCAAGUGUAACAUAUAGUUUUCUCUUCUGUUUGUACAUGUUUUAACGUUAGUUUAUAAAAAAUACUUUGUGAUAUUUUUGAAUGAACAAGAUAUUCUCGUUUUUUCUAAUAAAAUGCAAUUGUAUAUUCUGUAAAACAUAAGACUGUAUAUAUAUAUAUAUAAAAAGAAAAGAAAUUUAAAUUUCACGUACAUAUUACGAUUAAAUGUUUCCGAUGCACCCGCAAUAUAAAAAGAUAUUUACAAUUAAGUAAACGAUAUAUUAUAAUAAACGAAAAGAAUAUGUUUUCUA
This is a messenger RNA of Osmia bicornis bicornis, 2112 nucleotides long. RefSeq names its product sodium-dependent phosphate transport protein 1, chloroplastic-like. Bases 260 to 1480 code for a protein of 406 amino acids. Gene Ontology annotation, molecular function: transmembrane transporter activity. Gene Ontology annotation, biological process: monoatomic anion transport; transmembrane transport. The record is from RefSeq and is a predicted model, not a curated record. The transcript is spliced from 8 exons. Lineage: Eukaryota; Metazoa; Arthropoda; Insecta; Hymenoptera; Megachilidae.